AACAUGAUGGUGGACGGCUAUGAUUUCAAGUGUUUCCAUGACCAAGUUUGAUUUCAUUACCUUCUGGGCGUCAUCGAUUCAUAUUCUAUAACUUGUGUUUGAACUUCACUCUGAUCGAAAAGAAAGACGGGGAAAAUGUCAGAGAACAACAGCAUACACGUUCUCAACAUGACAGCAUGUGAAGGAAUUAACCUGCCUUUUACGCACAGAUUUUUACCCGCGGUGUUCAUGCUGGUGUUUGUCGUCGGGACAUUUGCAAACUUCUGUGGGUUAAAAACUGUUUGUACAAGCUGGAAGAAAAUUGGGAGUAUAAACAUAUUCAUUCUCAACCUUGGAAUAGCUGACUUGCUGUACUUAUUUACGUUACCAUUUUUGGUUGUCUAUUACGCGCUAAACAGUAAAUGGAUAUUUGGACAAGCAUUCUGCAGGAUAACUAGAUUCUGCUUCAAUUUGAAUCUCUACGGCAGCAUCGGGUUCCUGACAUGCAUCAGUAUUUAUCGAUACCUCGGUAUUGUGCACCCAAUGAAAGUGAUGGGGAAAAUCCACACUCGCCACUCCGUGGCAAUAAGUUUUCUUGUCUGGAUUUUGGUUUUCAUUCAGAUACUUCCCGAUAUGUUCUUUGACAAGACAGGGACAAAUUCCUCAUAUUCGUGCUAUGACUCAACAGCCGACGACUUUAUCAAGGAUUACCUUCCGUACAGUAUUGGCUGGACCAUUACCGGAUUCGUUAUACCGUUACUGAUCAUUCUGGCUUGCUAUGGACAUAUAGUAGUGGUUCUUGCCACCAAAGCCAAUGUCAAUACUUUGUUGAAACAACGGUGUCUAAAACUAGUCAUCAUCUUGACUGUGUUGUUCUCAAUUUGCUUUAUCCCUUACCAUGUUUUGAGAAAUCUCAAUUUGAAAAUAAGGAUUUUGAAAAUGGAAGGGACCUGCAAAGCAAGCUUCGAUGAUAUUUAUGUUGCUCAUCAAAUCAGCCGUGGCCUGGUUUGCAUGAAUAGCGCAAUCAAUCCGUUAAUUUACUUAGUUGGAAAUGAUGAUUUCAUCAUGCGUUUUCAUAAUCUCAGCAAUCGAGCCAGGAUGUCUCUUGUUCAAUGGACUGGUGCUGUGAUUUACCGCAAUACACCUGAGGCAGAUCCAGCAACAGAAGAAUCUCAACCAGUAAACUUUGAUCAGUUAGUUAUUUUAACCCAAAACUUGACUGUCAGUAUUUGAGUAUUCUAGUAUUUGAGGUUGUCUACGCCAUUAUUGUACCAAAGGCCUGUAAGUAUGUAAAUAUGCUAUGCUCAUUCUCAGAGUAUUUUAUUGUGUAAACGUGAACUCCUUUUUGUCGUUGAAUGCCCUUGUGUAAAGUGAAAUAAUGUUCCAUGCAUUUAGUCAGUGAUAUGCAGGGCUAACUACGGGUUUCCAGAACUAUCUAAUAUAUUGAAAUGUGUAAAUACCCUUGUGUAAAGCGAAUUACUGUUACAUGCAUUUAGUCAGUGAUAUGCAGGGCUAACUACUGGUUUCCAGAACUAUCUUAGAUAAAAAUGUGUAAAUACCCAUGUGUAAAGUGAAAUACUAUGUCACUGAAAUAAACAUAAACUCAAUAUGCAUUUCAGAUAUUGCAUAAGAAUUACAGGCAUUCCAGCAGCUUAUUACACAUAGCCUACUAG
Molecule: messenger RNA, 1652 nt
Organism: Coregonus clupeaformis (lake whitefish)
Lineage: Eukaryota; Metazoa; Chordata; Actinopteri; Salmoniformes; Salmonidae
Product: P2Y purinoceptor 1-like
Exons: 1
Coding region: 136-1212 (358 amino acids)
Biological process (GO): G protein-coupled receptor signaling pathway
Cellular component (GO): membrane
Molecular function (GO): neuropeptide receptor activity
Source: RefSeq, a predicted model, not a curated record